AUCUCUAAUAAACAUACUACACUUUUAUCCAACUCCUCAGAAAUGAGCAGCACAUGUGAAUAAAUAAAAUCAGCUGUCUUUAUUUGCGUAUUUUAUUGCUGGAUAAAACAUAUCUAUGGUUUUUACAACCAUGAGCUCAAAACAUACGCUCACCGUAAAGGAAAAGUUGAGAUUAAUUGAGUCUUUUAAAACCGGCUGCAGUCGAAAGGACCUAGCUGAUAAGUAUAAAGUUAAUAUAUCAACAGUCUCAAGAAUUUUAAAAAAUCAAGGAAAGUUUGAAGCUUCAAGGACUGGCCAGGAGAAUAUCAUGCGGAAACGCUUUAAACCAGGGCAUUAUGACAUGGUAAACAAGGCCGUUACAACAUGGUUUAAAGACUUGAGAUCAAAGAAUGCAGUCAUUACAGGGCCAAUGAUAUGUGAAAGAGCUAAUCAGUUUGCUAUUUCAAUGAAAAUUGAUAAUUUUGAAGCAAACGAUGGUUGGUUGCAGCGCUGGAAAAAAAAUCAAAACAUUACUUUUCGAAAAAUUUGCGGGGAAAAGGCUGCUGCUGACUAUGGGGCUGCUGGAGUUUGGACAAAAUCAACCCUACCAAAUUUAAUCAAAAACUUAUCUCCUGAUCAAGUGUACAAUGCCGAUGAGGCAGGACUAUUUUAUAAGGCACUACCUACAGGGACAUAUGCAUCAAAAGGCGAGUCAGUGUUUGGUGGAAAAAUUUCCAAACUGCGAUUGACUCUCCUAUUUUUAUGUAAUUCGGACGGGUCUGAUAAGCAUGUGUAUGUGAUUGGAAAAGCAAAUAAUCCACAUUGCUGCAGGGGAAAAACGAUGCCAAUCAAAUAUUAUGGACAACCUAAUGCGUGGAUGACGACUUCCAUAUGGAUUGAAAUUUUAAACAACUUCGACAAAAUCCUGAAAAAGAACAUUGUUCUUUUUGUUGAUAACGCAAGCUGUCAUAAGAUUCCCAAUGAGGUUAUUUUUAAACAUAUAAAAAUACAUUACUUGCCACCAAAUACAACAUCCCUCAUCCAACCUCUGGAUCAGGGCAUAAUUAAAACUUUAAAGUGCAAUACCGCUCAUGCCUAAUCCGUAAACAGUUAUUGGCUCUGGAGGGAGGUAUGUCAUCUGAAAAUUUUUCAAAAAGGAUAACUGUUCUGCAAGCACUUAAAAUGAUCAAAAGGGCUUGGUGGCUUGUAACGCCUACGGUGAUUAAAAACUGUUUUAAAAAAGCCGGGUUCAUAAAUCAUGAAGAAGAAACGAAUGUUCUAGAGGAUUGUGAAACCAUCGAUUUACCCCCAAUUCCGGAAAAAGAGUUUUCUUCUAUUAUAGACUGUGACGACAAUUUAGAAUGCUACGGUGAUCUUACUGAAAGCGAUAUUUUAAAGGAAAUUGGUUGGGUAAACGGAGAUAAAAUUCCUGAUCAUAUUGAUGAGCGUGUUGACGAUUCCGAUUGUGCCGUAGAUCCUCUUCCUAGUCGCACG
Musca domestica (house fly) is the source of this 1473-nucleotide messenger RNA. Its product is annotated as tigger transposable element-derived protein 6-like. NCBI's taxonomy places the organism in Eukaryota, Metazoa, Arthropoda, Insecta, Diptera, Muscidae. The transcript has 2 exons. The record is from RefSeq and is a predicted model, not a curated record. Bases 116 to 1078 code for a protein of 320 amino acids. Gene Ontology annotation, molecular function: DNA binding. Gene Ontology annotation, cellular component: nucleus.